Messenger RNA from Juglans microcarpa x Juglans regia, 3281 nucleotides. RefSeq names its product V-type proton ATPase subunit a1-like. Bases 329 to 2785 code for a protein of 818 amino acids. Gene Ontology annotation, biological process: vacuolar acidification; proton transmembrane transport. Gene Ontology annotation, cellular component: vacuolar proton-transporting V-type ATPase complex; vacuolar proton-transporting V-type ATPase, V0 domain. Lineage: Eukaryota; Viridiplantae; Streptophyta; Magnoliopsida; Fagales; Juglandaceae. Gene Ontology annotation, molecular function: ATPase binding; proton-transporting ATPase activity, rotational mechanism. The record is from RefSeq and is a predicted model, not a curated record. The transcript has 18 exons.
AUCUAAACGCCAAUAUUAUUCACGAGAUCCAGCGACCUUUGACCCCGACUACCACCACCACUUCAACACAAUCAAGUGCGUUAUUUAUUACAAAUUUGCAACUUCCAAUAAGUUUCGUAAAGUAGAGCGAAUUCUUUCGAUGGAGAUGGUAGUUGUUGGGGGAAGACUGAAACCAUAGUUCCCCAAAUAAACGCCACCAAACGGACGCCACGGAGACGAGAGAGGAAGGGAAGGAGGACGCUUCAGAUCUGAAGUAAAUCAGGAGAACAAGUUGUUGAUGCUUGGUUCCCGGGAAAAUUGAAAAGAAAAGGAAGAAGAUUAAGAAAUUAUGGAGAGGUUCGUUGACAACUUGCCGCCCAUGGAUCUGAUGCGCUCUGAGAAGAUGACUUUUGUUCAGCUCAUCAUCCCCGUCGAGUCCGCUCACCGAGCCGUCUCUUACCUUGGCGAACUCGGCCUCCUCCAAUUCCGAGACUUAAAUGCUGAUAAAAGCCCUUUCCAACGAACAUUUGUUAAUCAGGCGAAGCGAUGUGCAGAGAUGUCAAGAAAGCUACGAUUCUUUAAAGAUCAAAUUAGUAAAGCCAGUCUACUAUCCUCUGCACAUCCUGUUAUCCAAUCUGAUAUUGAGCUGGAAGAAUUAGAGAUACAACUUGCAGAGCAUGAGAUUGAGCUAAUUGAAAUGAAUGCUAAUGGUGAGAAACUUCGACUAUCAUAUAAUGAGCUCUUGGAGUUCAAGUUAGUAUUGCAAAAGGCAGUAGGCUUUCUUGUAUCAAGUGGUAGUCAUGCAGUUUCAGAAAGAGAAUUAGAUGAGAAUGUGUACUCAAAGGAUGACUAUGUUGAGACAGCAUUGCUACUUGAGCAGGAGAUGCGAUCUGGGAGAUCAGAACAAUCUGGUUUAAGGUUUAUUAGUGGGAUUAUAUGUAAAUCCAAAGUUCUUAGAUUUGAAAGGAUGUUGUUUCGUGCUACAAGGGGCAAUAUGCUUUUCAAUCAGGCAUCGGCUGAUGAAGAGAUCAUGGAUCCCGUGUCAAGUGAAAUGGUUGAGAAAACCGUAUUUGUAGUCUUUUUUUCGGGUGAGCAGGCAAAAACAAAGAUUCUUAAAAUUUGUGAAGCAUUUGGGGCAAAUUUCUAUCCUGUUCCCGAAGACAUAACUAAGCAGAGGCAAAUAACUAGAGAAGUUUCAUCACGUCUUGGUGAAUUGGAGGCCACUUUGGAUGCCGGGAUCCGUCACCGAAACAAGGCCCUAGCUUCCAUAAGUAUCCACCUGGCAAAAUGGAUCAGCAUGGUAAGAAGGGAGAAAGCUGUCUAUGAUAUAUUGAAUAUGCUAAAUUUUGAUGUCACAAAAAAAUGUCUUGUUGGAGAGGGCUGGUGCCCUAUAUUUGCAAAAAAUCAGAUUCAGGCUGCACUACAACGUGCAACAUUUGAUAGCAAUUCACAAGUGGGCAUAAUAUUUCAUGUGAUGGAUGCUGUGGAAUCACCUCCUACAUAUUUCAGAACCAACAAAUUUACAAAUGUAUUUCAAGAAAUUGUUGAUGCAUAUGGCGUUGCAAGAUAUCAGGAAGCAAACCCUUCUGUUUACACUGUUGUUACGUUUCCGUUUCUUUUUGCUGUGAUGUUUGGGGACUGGGGUCAUGGAAUAUGCUUGUUGCUGGGAGCAAUAGUUCUUAUAGCUCGUGAAAGCAAGCUUAGUACACGGAAACUUGGAAGCAUUAUGGAGAUGGUCUAUGGUGGACGCUAUGUGCUUCUUUUGAUGUCUCUAUUUUCAAUUUACUGUGGGUUGAUUUACAAUGAAUUCUUCUCUGUUCCUUUUCACAUAUUUGGUGGGUCUGCUUACAAAUGCCGAGAGACUUCAUGCGGGGAUGCAAAGACCACUGGCUUAGUUAAAUACCAAGAUCCAUACCCAUUUGGUGUGGAUCCCAGUUGGCGAGGAAGUCGUUCAGAGCUGCCUUUUUUGAAUUCUCUGAAAAUGAAGAUGUCGAUUUUGUUGGGUGUGGCCCAGAUGAAUUUAGGAAUCAUAUUAAGUUACUUCAAUGGACACUUUUUUGGCAGCUCGCUGGAUAUAAGGUACCAGUUUGUGCCACAGAUGAUAUUUCUUAACAGCCUUUUCGGGUAUCUUUCACUUCUUAUCAUCACAAAAUGGUGCACUGGUUCUCAGGCAGACCUCUAUCAUGUAAUGAUUUACAUGUUCCUGAGCCCCACUGAUGAUCUUGGGGAGAAUCAGUUGUUUUGGGGCCAAAGACCUCUCCAGAUCAUUUUAUUGCUCUUGGCCAUAAUCGCAGUUCCAUGGAUGCUUUUUCCAAAACCUUUCAUUUUGAAGAGGCUUCAUACUGAGAGAUUUCAAGGUCGCAGCUAUGGAAUACUAGGUACCUCUGAGAUGGAUCUUGAGGUUGAACCUGAUUCUGCAAGGCUACAUCAUGAGGACUUCAAUUUUAGUGAGGUCUUUGUGCACCAAAUGAUACAUUCUAUAGAGUUUGUUCUGGGUGCAGUUUCAAAUACAGCAUCAUAUCUUCGACUUUGGGCUUUAAGCUUAGCACACUCGGAAUUGUCAACUGUUUUCUACGAGAAAGUCCUCCUGCUUGCUUGGGGGUAUGACAACAUCAUCAUCCGGUUAUUUGGGCUAGCCGUUUUUGCCUUUGCGACUGCCUUUAUAUUACUCAUGAUGGAGACUCUCAGCGCUUUUCUUCAUGCCCUGCGUCUUCAUUGGGUAGAAUUUCAAACCAAAUUCUAUCAUGGUGAUGGGUACAAAUUCAGACCUUUCUCUUUUACCACCUUAAUCGAGGAUGAGGACUAGUCGUCCAUCUCCCACAUUUCAUUUUGCUUUAAGUUUCUGAAAAGAAAUGUAGUAUUUAGAGGCAUGAACAUCGCCAAAAGAAGCAGCCCGGAUUGGACGUUGGUUUUCUCUAACACUUUAUUUCGAUGUAGAACCAUAAACCCUGGCUCGUAUUCUUUGGAUGUACUGGCAUAAAAGGGCUCUGCUAAGAGCCAUGACCAAGAAAUUUUUUUUUUUUCUUUUCUCUUUUAUUUUUGGGGAGGGGGGACGCUCAUGUUGUAAAGAGGAGGUGGGAAUAGAUGUAGAAUUUCUGGAUUCUGGUUCUUUGAGAAGGCAGAAUUACAAAAUCUUAUACACACACAAAAGCUAGGGUGGAUUUUACUAGGAAUUGAGCCUUUUUCUAUUUGUAACUCUUUGAUGUAAUGGUUUUUCAUCACAGUUUUAAUGAGUCCCAUUUUUGUAAGGAUCUAGUAUUUUGGUUAAUUCCAUAUGCGGCUGCAACCGUCUUAAUAUUCAA